UCACACACUUCCUCCAUCUCAAACCACAUAAAAAUACCCAAAACGUUUUCUUCUAUAGCGGAAAUGGAAAAUACUCUUCUUUUCCUUUCCCUUCUUUUCAAUAUCCUCCUUUUUGCCUCAACUUCAAAUGCUAUUUCCUCCUGCAAUGGGCCAUGUCAAACAGAAAAUGACUGUGAUGGUCAACUUAUUUGCAUACACGGAUCAUGCAACGAUGACCCAGAUAUUGGAACAAACACAUGCAGUGGCGGCAGUGGUGGCGGAGGUGGCGGUCCUUCUCCUUCAGACGACUCAUGUCAACCCUCUGGCUCCCUUACAUGUCAAGGGCAAUCAUAUCCUACAUACACAUGCUCACCAACAGUUACAUCUUCGACAAAUGCCAAAUUAACGUUAAAUGAUUUCAGUGAAGGCGGCGACGGAGGUGCACAAUCGGAGUGCGACGGGAACUACCAUGACAAGACAGAGCUGGUGGUUGCUCUUUCUACUGGUUGGUAUGCUGGAGGGACAAGGUGUGGGAAGAUGAUAAGGAUUAGUGCAAGUAAUGGAAAGAGUGUAGAAGCUAAGGUGGUUGAUGAGUGUGAUUCAAGAAACGGGUGUGAUAGUGAACAUGCAGGCCAACCACCCUGUAGGAAUAAUAUUGUUGAUGGUUCUGAUGCUGUCUGGGAAGCUCUAGGUUUGAACAAGGAUGACGGUGUCGUUGAUGUUACUUGGUCAAUGGCAUAGUUGACCAAGUGACAUGAAAUUAUGGCUCUUUUUAUACCUAAUAAAACCCAUAAAUGGAAUCUCUUUGUAGUAUGCUAUCUGGAUUUUAAUUUUUACUGAUUUAAUAAGGAUUAUUAAAAAAGAGUGAGUAAGGUAUAACUUA
This is a messenger RNA of Jatropha curcas, 862 nucleotides long. RefSeq names its product kiwellin. The record is from RefSeq and is a predicted model, not a curated record. Lineage: Eukaryota; Viridiplantae; Streptophyta; Magnoliopsida; Malpighiales; Euphorbiaceae.